Molecule: messenger RNA, 897 nt
Organism: Chionomys nivalis (European snow vole)
Lineage: Eukaryota; Metazoa; Chordata; Mammalia; Rodentia; Cricetidae
Gene: Sult1b1
Product: sulfotransferase family 1B member 1
Exons: 7
Coding region: 1-897 (298 amino acids)
Biological process (GO): sulfation
Cellular component (GO): cytoplasm
Molecular function (GO): sulfotransferase activity
Source: RefSeq, a predicted model, not a curated record
AUGGGUACUCCAGAAAUUCAGAGGAAAGAUCUGAAGAUGAUCAAUGGCUAUCCUAUGGUCUAUGCUUUUGCACUCAAUUGGGAAAGGAUGGAAGAGUUCCAGGGCAGACCAGAUGACAUUGUGAUAUCCACAUUCCCUAAAUCAGGUACUACUUGGAUUAGUGAAAUUGUUGACAUGGUUCUAAAUGAUGGAGAUGUUGAAAAAUGUAAGCGAGAUGUCAUUACUACUAAAAUUCCAAUGCUGGAACUGUAUGAACCUGAACAAAAUAUAUCAGGUAUUGAAUUCUUAAAGACAACUCCAUCGCCUCGGGUUAUAAAGACACAUCUACCAACUGAUCUACUCCCGAAAAGUCUCUGGGAGAACAAAUGCAAGAUGAUUUAUAUGGCUCGAAAUGCCAAGGAUGUUACUGUCUCAUAUUAUCAUUUUGACUUAAUGAAUAAUCUACACCCUAUUCCUUGCACCUGGGAAGAAUAUGUGCUGAAAUUCCUAGAUGGAAAUGUGCCUUAUGGUUCAUGGUUCAAUCACGUUAAGACUUGGUGGGAAAAGAAAAAAGAGCAUCCGCUACUUUUCUUGUACUAUGAAGACUUAAAACAGAACCCAAAGGAAGAAAUCAAAAAGGUUGCCAGCUUUCUAGGCAAGACCUUGGAUGAGAAGACCUUGGACAAGAUUAUCCAUCACACCUCCUUUGAAAUGAUGAAGGACAACCCCAUGGUCAAUUAUACCCAUCUGCCCUCAUCAAUGAUGGAUCACAGCAAGUCCCCUUUCAUGCGAAAAGGUACUAUUGGUGACUGGAAAAAUUACUUCACAGUGGCCCAAAAUGAGAUAUUUGAUGCUGUCUAUGAGAAGGAAAUGUCUGGAACAACACUUAAGUUCUGCACAGAGAUCCAAAGCAAAUAA